AAAUGGCAAAGCGUGAAAAGUAGAUGUUUACGACGCGCGCGUAACUGGUAGCAUUGUCCGAGUGAUGGACGGAGGCACGGCGCCCAGCUGUGGCGCAAAUCAGACACUGGAGCACCUGUCUUUGUCGACAAUUCCUGUUACCCAGCCGCCGUCUGCGACCCCUGUGCGAUCGGACGGGCCCGGCCUGCGGGCCUCCCACCCAGUGUCCGUAUGUGGGCCGCCGCCGGCGCCGGCCGCGGUGGCAGCGACGUCCCAGCAGCAGCAGCAGGUGAUGGAGAACAGGGUGCUGGGAGAACUGCCGGCCGAUCUGUUCUGCGGCGGACCCGACCCGUCCCGCAUCCCCGGACUGGUCAUCGAACAGGUAUCUGUGUCGGUGGACUCGUCCAGCCGCGAGCCGCCGCCGCCGCCCAGUGAGGAGGUCAUUGUGGUGGACGUCGACCUGGGCACGCCAGUCAGCGAGACGGGCGUCGGCCGACCCCUGCUCCAGUUCACCACUCCCGUCUCGGUGCCCUGCUCCACCGGCGCGGACGGCGGCGGCGGCCAGCCGGAGGCGCGCCCCGGCCGGCGCGGCCGCGAGCCGGCACUGCCGUCCAUGGAGACGCUCCGGCCGAGCGGCGGGGUCACCCUCACCCCGGUCUCACUGCCGGCCGCCAGCCGCAGCGUCGUCACAGCCGCCUCCGUCGCUGCGCCCGUGGUCCCGGUCAGCAGUGAGCCAAACUACGACGUCAUCAUGUCUUCUUGUCUGCCCAGCGGGCCGCUGGUACAACUCAACAAUGCCGACCUGGAGGUACUGCCGCUGCCCGCCUCGCACGCGCCGCUCGACGUCACCAGCUUCUGUACGGACUCGUCGGACGGUAUCGGCUCGCCGCCGAAGCUCGAGCUGCUCGGUGCCGUGCCGCUCUCACUGCCGCAGGUGGAGACUCCCCUGUCGACGGCCGCUGUCGUCUCGUCGACGCCGUCAGUGGUGGUGAGCUCGGCCGGCCGGCUGCCUCCUCCGUACCCACAGCGCGCCAGGGCGGCAGCGGGCACCGCGCGACUCUCGGCGAUCUGCCAACAGCUAGUCGAGCGAGUGGAGGCGCACAAGUGCUCGCUGUGCAGCUACGUGUCGCUCCAGAGGGAGGAUGUCACCGCGCACUUGCUGGCCAGUCACCGGCCAGAACUUGAGCGGCGCCGGUCGGGCGAGCGGCGUCGCACCGCUCGCUCUCCGCCGUCGCGAGUGGUCAGUGCCACCAGCGUGGCGCACUGUCUCGUCGACGCACACGGCAGGGUUCGUGUGCAGCCGCGGCCGGCGCCACAGCUGGAGGUCCCGGUAGUGGCCAGUCGCGAGAUCAGCCCGGACCCGCUGGAUAUCGGCCGUGUUAGUGGUGCUGUCAGUCCGACCGAGCCGCGGUUUGACACGGACUCGGGGAUAACCGACUCGGACGACCUCGAGGUGACCUGGAUGGGUGGUGGGAUGGCGGCGACAGACGAUGACCCGGAGCCCGCGGAACCGGAGCCCACAGAACCAGAGACGAACGGUGUGGAUGGGGCAGUUACGGUGCCGGUGUCGACGGCGACAACGACGGCGUCGGCGGCUGAGGAGGAGGAAGAGGAGGAGGACGAGGACGACCCCGAGUCGGGUCCGCGUGAGAGCCGCCGCCUGCUGGGGAUAGUGUCCUCCAUGCAGCCGUCGGUGCUGCAGGGAGUGCUUGCCGGUAAGAAGAAGGGUCGUCCGCGGGACUCUCGCUCGCUGGGCAUUAGCACACUGGCUGGUGGUAAGGGACGGCCGCCGCAGCGUCAGCUGGAGCGCGCGCUGGGGCUGCUGCUGUGCAAGGAGAAGGACUGUGGUGUGCGGCUGAGAGACAGUGAGAAACUGGACCAGCAUCAGCGCUGCCAUCUGUCGGAUAGUCCGAACGAGUUCGGGUGCACCGAGUGUAACCACACGACGAAAAAGUGGCGUCCUAUGUCGCUGCAUCUGUGGCGUGAGCACCAGAUCGAGUGUGACCUGUUCCACUGCGAUCGGUGUAAUUACAAGACGGCGCGAUACUCUCAGCUCAUCAAUGUUCACAUGCCGACGCAUGGGCAGGUCCGAAAUUAUUCCUGCGUCACGUGCCACAAGGCGUUCAAGACGGCCAAGCAGCUGCAGAACCACCGAGCCAAGCACCGGCACAAGCAGGACCCGGCCUACAUCGAGUCGUGUCGGUGCAACAUCUGUAACUCAAUACUCUCCGACCGACGUGCUCUGGCACUACACAAACAAAUGGUGCACGAAAAGAAGCGGCAGUUUCAGUGCAAGGCGUGUGGCCACGUCUUCAGCUGUCGCUCCUCGCUGGUGAUGCACGAACGGCAGCACUCGGGUCAGAAGCCAUUCGUCUGCGAGCACUGUCCGUACUCCUCCACCGACCACAACACGAUGCGCCGGCACAAGAUGCGACACACGGGAGAGCGACCGUACAAGUGUCCGCACUGUGACUACUCUUGCAUCCAAUCUACCACAUACAAGAAACAUUUACGGGACAAACACCCGGGCGAGGCAGUCGAUCUCAUCUUCUCCUGUCAUGUGUGUAUGUUCAAGACGAUCCAGCGCUCUGCGUACGUCCGUCACAUGCAAGAUCACCCGGACGCCGGCCCGCCUCCGGAUAAGCCCCCCGGUCCUCAGCCGGCCAAACCGCCUGCCGCCGUCUCUCAGCAGUCGGCGCCGGCGCCGCUGACGCUGCUCCAGCCGCAGGGGGAGCUGCAGCAGCACGUGGUACGGGUGCAGGAGGCGCCGCCACCGGCCCAGCCGCCGCUGCCGGUCGUCUCGGCCGGCUCGCUGAAGAUGGCGCCGGUGGCCGGCGGGCUGACCACCGCUACUGUGUACCAGCUGGUACCGCAGAGCGGCGGCCGGCCGCCCGUUAUGACCACCGCUCAGGUGCAGGUGGUGGCGCCUAUAGCGUCGGUCGGCCGGCCAGCGAGGGCCACGCGCGGCUCCCGUUCCGCUGGUGCCAGGAGGGCCGCGCAGUGAGCAGAUACCGCCAUCCGCUGGGUGAUCGGGGUGUCCUCAGAUGUGAGUCAGUGAGGGGUCCGCUGGCCGGCUGACGGCAGCAGUUAUCUCGGUUUUUGACAGUGUCGUGAUGAGGUGGCAUAGAUCAAACUGUGUAUUGUAUAUUACUUUUUUAUUAUUUUCUGGUUCCAGUGUCAGUUUUGUGUCGGGGUGGGUUGUUAGUGACACUGUGGCUGUGUUAUAUAUGUGUCAGGUGAACUGCCGUACUGUUCUGGCAGUGGCCUAGUGAAACUCUGGCUAACUGUGCGUUCUAUGACGGUGUCACAGCUGUUUUGGAGUUGUUUAUGUUUUUGAAGUUGUCUUUUUAAACCGUAGUCUCGAGGACCGCGAAUUUCAUUUCCUGCUCAAACUUUCAUAAGUAAGAUUGUAAAAAUCCUUUUUCCUAGGGAGACAUUGUAUUUGUCAAAAGGCUUGCUUUACAGCUGAGGAGCUUUUUCUCGGUGUAUCUUAUUCCUAAGACACUUCUCCUCAGUAAUUACUCAGUUUGCCACUCAUCGUAGUUACGAAAGAACUUGGUAUAAUUUUCCCCUAUAAUUAUUUGUUAGUUUUAUGCCAUUAUUACAUACCAGCAUCAGAUCGUGUGCCUUUGUUGUGCUUAAGCUGGUCUCUGUUUUCUUUGUUCUACCGAUACCAAGACAUCUCACGUGUUUAUUUAGGUAUUUCGGUCCAUGCAAUGAGACGAUAUCAAAUAUUUACGAUGUGCAGCUUGGUGUUUCGGGAAGAUAGUCGUUUCCUUUUGUAAACAUGUGACUGCCGUAUCAUUGUGGCUCAUUUGUAGAUAGUCUCAUCUCGCGUCAUUUUCAUUGGGAAGGGUGUGCCAUGUUCUAUAUACCAAUAUUAUUAUUAUAUUAUAUUAUUAUACCAAUAUGUAGCCAGUCGUGUCGUCAACCCACCAAGUAUGUUUUUUUGUGAUAUUGGUGGCUGCUUUUCCAAUUGAGAAUAUUCCGUUUUGUUCACACACAUAUAUUAUCCACACCGGUUACACGCUCGUCACAUAAUGAUAUCACACGAUGAGUAUUGUGAAAUGUGCGAACUUUGCGCAGUCUAGGACUCGCGUAUUGCCGGCAUGUUCUGAUAAAUCACUUAUAGCUAGUUUAACAAUGACACUUGAAGCCACUUGCAAAGAACAUAACAACCAGCUUCCCGUCGGCCCGGCGCCGGACCUCCAAUGUGCGGAUGAGUUGGAGCGUUUCACAGCGGCGCUCGACUGAUUUCCUAUCCAAUGUUGAUGCUCACUGUUUUGAUUUAUGAGUUUGGCCACACGGGCCGGCCUGAAGGUGUCAUGUGAGGUGCGUUUGUGGCGGGUGGCACCGGGCCGGGGAAGACACUCAGGUAGAGAAGAGGGCCCAGCCGCUGAGCAAGACAGCGGACUGGGUGGCAUGGCGGCUGCGCUGCGUGCGGAUUUCGUGGGACUGCCUGGCGGUCCCUGAGUACAAGUUUUUGUAAUAAAUGUGACUGGCCGACGCCAGCUCCCUGUGA
Messenger RNA from Amphibalanus amphitrite, 4501 nucleotides. RefSeq names its product zinc finger protein 335-like. Gene Ontology annotation, biological process: regulation of transcription by RNA polymerase II. The transcript is spliced from 5 exons. Gene Ontology annotation, molecular function: RNA polymerase II transcription regulatory region sequence-specific DNA binding; DNA-binding transcription factor activity, RNA polymerase II-specific. The coding region runs from base 65 to 2983 and encodes 972 amino acids. The record is from RefSeq and is a predicted model, not a curated record. NCBI's taxonomy places the organism in Eukaryota, Metazoa, Arthropoda, Thecostraca, Balanomorpha, Balanidae. Gene Ontology annotation, cellular component: nucleus.